Messenger RNA from Aspergillus tanneri, 783 nucleotides. RefSeq lists its product as uncharacterized. The record is from RefSeq and is a predicted model, not a curated record. Bases 1 to 783 code for a protein of 260 amino acids. The transcript is spliced from 2 exons. NCBI's taxonomy places the organism in Eukaryota, Fungi, Ascomycota, Eurotiomycetes, Eurotiales, Aspergillaceae.
AUGUCCUCCCCGUUGCUAUACCAGGUUCAGGAUCUAGCCUGGGAGCCUCAGGAACCGCCACAGCUACCCAUCCGAGAACCCGUGCGAUCGCCAUGGAAAUUCCUCGCGUCACUCUCAUCGAAUCUACUGAUCCUAGGGUUCUUGGUGAUUCCGCUAGCAUUUAAAAGUCCGACUCAAGAGCCCGCGAGCAAAGUGGAUUCAGUGGUGGCCGCCGCAGUGUUAAUUGGGAUUGCGGAUGCGCUAACGUUGAUCCUGAUCUGCUUCCAAUAUGAUAAACGACAGUACUUAGUGCAUUCAAUAUUCCUGUAUGCUUCGACCGUCCAUUCCUUGUUUUCCGGAUUGAUUCAUCAGUUGAUCGCGCCCGAUCUAACACAAUACAGGCCCGGUUUGACCUCCAACUUGAUCGGACUAUUCAAUGUCAUCCUUAAUAUUGUGUGUCGGGAUCUGCUACCUAUUGGCCAAGUCGAGGCCGCCAGCAUGGGCGUCGCCUGUGCCUUUGCAUUUCUCCAUGCUUUCGGCGCUUUGUGGGUGUACGGGCGCAUGGUUGCUGAAGAAAUUCGAGUGCCCGGGUCCAAACAUGUUUUGUUGACCGAAGAAGAGAUGCAGCGACAGCAACUUCUUCGGCUUCUCCAGGAAAAUAAGAAGAGCCCGAGGCCCAAGGUCACGCGGAAGACUUUUCAGGUCAAAGUCCCAGAGCGUAUCAAUCCUGGCAAAGGAUGGGAUACUUUUACUCCACCUCCUCGCGAAGAAGGUUAUUUUGAUGAUUACGCCCGCAGGAGAUAA